Molecule: messenger RNA, 3502 nt
Organism: Oryzias latipes (Japanese medaka)
Lineage: Eukaryota; Metazoa; Chordata; Actinopteri; Beloniformes; Adrianichthyidae
Source: RefSeq, a predicted model, not a curated record
CACCUGCUCAGGUGUCGUGCGCGCGGACAGGUACAGCCACAUUCCUUUCUCAAACACGGAAUUAACGCGUCGUUGAAAGGGGAUUUUUUUUGCAGAGCGCUCCCAUUCAUUGAGCGCAUUCUUACCUCUACUUCCUUUUUUCCACUUUUAGUUUAACAGAUUUUUUAUUUUACUUUCUUUUUAGUUGAGAGGCAACCCGAUUUCUUCAAUGCGCGUGAAAAGUCACUGGUCCACGGCAGGUGGAGGGACUGCGCAGCUUGAUUCUCCUUAAAAAUAAACUAACCCCCGCGCGCAAGGAUGUGGACAGCCUUCGUGCUAAUGAACCUCUUGGGUCUUACCUGCACAGUUGGAUCCUUCCCUCCAAGCCCCAUCAAUGUCAGCUUCUCCUCUGUGAAUCUAAGAAAUGUGCUGCACUGGUUACCAGGACAUGACACGCCAAAUGACACCCAUUUUACAGUCCAAUAUGCCAUCUACGGCGAGAGCGUUGACGGGGGGAACCAGUUGAAGUGGAUGGCGGUGCGGCAGUGCACAGCCAUUGUGCGGACCUGGUGUGAUCUGAGCGCACAAACCUCAGAUUUAGACGACGGAUACUAUGCCAGAGUUCGUUCCGUGGUCAGAAAAAAGUCCUCCAAGUGGACGGGUUUACAAAGACGAUUUGAUCCUAAAGAAGAAACCAGGCUUGGGCCUCCGUUAAUUACUGUGGAAGUACAUAACAAUACAGCUACCAUCACUCUGAAGGGGCCAAUGAGAUACCAACUAAACAAUCAAACCACAGCAAUUUCCAUGGCAGAAAUCUACACCCACAUGACCUACAACCUGUCUGUCCACAACACCCACCUUGACCAAAUGCACCAUUAUGUAUUGCAGAAAGGCUUCUUCAAAUAUCGCCUGUUGAGUUACAACACAAAGUACUGCUUCUCUGCACAAUCAAGAUUACUCUUCAUGCCGAUUGAAUGCCAGCGGUCAGCGUGGUACUGCAUCACCACAGCUCAAGAUCCUUUGAUUGAGCAGCUGCAGAGGGUGGUUGUGGGAAUUAUUUUUCCAUUUUUGUUCAUUUGUGUAAUCGUGGUGGCUGGCUUCAUCCUCCAUCGGUACAUGUCUGGAAAAGAAGAGAAGUCCCCAUCUGUGCUGAAAAAGCCUUUCGACAAGUUCCCUCUCCAGAACAAGCCUUUUGACAAGUUCCCUCUUGAUCAAACUAUCCAUGACUGCCCUGUCACUGAAGACAAUCGUACUGCAAAAGAGCCCCUUCUACAUCCCAUAGACCAGUGCCCCAACAACACUCCCCCACCCAGUUACUCCCCACCCAGUUACUCCCCACAGAGGCCUGCAGAGCCCGAAGAACUUCAGAAUGACUUCUCUGUUGAGUACGGAGAUCUGUUUGUCACUGUGGACAGUGAAGGAAGAGAGCAUCAGACAAGACAGGCAAAACUGACAGAAGAUGGUGACGUUCAGGGUGGUCUGUCUUACCAUCCUCAGAAUUUAUCCCACAUGUGCCCAUCAGCGAAUUUGCAGACACACUUUAAUAAGUGUACAGAUGUCUUUGUGAUUUCUGGGUAUGCUUCUCAGAACCCUAAUGAGAUGGAGGGGGUACCUUUUCUCCCUGGAUUGGAGGUGCAAUUCAGGGAGGAAGGGAACUUGGAACCGGAAAAUCCCCUGGAGCCGUAUGUGACUAAAAGUGUGAUAAAUAUGGACGACGUGUUCUUCGCGCAGAAUUCGGAGACGGAUUGGACUGAGAAAGAGAUGGACGAGGAUGUAACUAAUGAUUUAGUGGCCAAAUGGAAUUUGACCAUCUCCAUGGAUUAGGACAUGACACUACCAGAAAAAAUAAAAUCUAAAAUCUUAUUAGAAAUAAAGCAGAUCUGUUCAUUUAGACUGCAAAAAAAUGGAUUCAUGUUGAUGUUAAAAGACUGUAUAAACUUUAUUGGUAAGCCUGAGAUUGCUGCUGCUUUUGCGGUUCAUAACUUUAUAAAAGAAAAACCCUCAAAAGCUAAACGUGUGCAGAAAUCUUGGAGUGAUGAAAUCUCAAACUUUUAUCUUGAUAAUUAGUCAAUGUGCCAUUAUUCCAUGUUUUUUUCCAAUGAAAAUAGUACUAUCACUGCUUUGCAUCUCAGCAGGGGUUAGUUUACUUUACCAAUCCUAUUUAAGAAAACUUUACAUUUGGUUUCUUCAUAUUUUUGAUGUGACUGUUAGACUUAGGCGUGGUUUGUUUGCAUGGCAAUGGAAGUUGAAGUUAACUUAGUUUAUUGUUUGCCCCUGAUUUGACACUAGUUAAAGCGUGCAUGGUUUUCUUCCAACCGAGUUUCUUUUCUGUUUAAAUUUUGUACACACAUUUACAAGAUUGCCCUUGUUUUCUAUAAGAAAACAUUCUAUAAAAACAUUAGACACUUUAGUAUUUAACCUAAGGCUUUUUUUAUUACUAAAAUUUGGAAACCUAUGUUGUUAUAUUCUCCUAAGAGUUGCAGUGUUUUCUUUUGUUUCCUUGCCAAAACCUACCAAACUUGUUUGUGCUGUUAGAGUUGAGAUCUUAAUCUGACUGUCAUUGUGCUCAACCUGUUUUACUUUGAGUCGGUUUAAGGCGACAUUGCUGAGAUUAUUAUGUGUGGUGGAGACGGGUGUGUGUUAUGCUGUCUCAUUUAGUGCUUGUUGGACUUCAUUCUUUUAUCUCAGUAUCAGACAGAUUAAUUGAGAACAGUCUUGAAAUGUAUGCAAUAAGGAACAGGAUUACUCAAAGUAGUUUUUUUAACAACAGGCUGUAAGCUGUUUUCUGAACCACUGGUGACCAUGAAGGAAAGUGUAGUAUUGUUGUUAGUUUUUGUUCCCUUCUGUUUUGUGUACUGCUCUCAAAAAGCCUUUAGAGAACAGUGGAGCAAAGAAUGUGAUUCCUCCAGGUUCCCUCUUGAAGAUUUGUGAAGUUCUUUUUCUCCUUUGUAAAAUAUUAUGCUAAUUAUGUUUCAUUUAUAGUUUUCAAAUGCCAAAUCAUCAUUUUUGGAAACUUGAAUUUCAUAAAGGAAUGUUUUAUACCUUCUUUGUUGGGUUGUUUUAAGUGUAAAGUUCACAUUCGGUAUUUAAUUAGAAUCUUCAGUUUAAAAAUAAGGAGAUACUGAAAGUAAAUGUGGAUCAGACUACCCUUUGCACUCUGUUAUGUUAAUAUUUAACAUGUGAAAAGAGGUUGAGGGAAAGCAAACUGACUGGAAGGCAGAGACAUCUGCUGGACAAAUUGUGAACACUCAGUUCCUGAGCCAACCCUCUGUCAUUCAUUCAGAAGAUCACAUAUUGAAGUCCUUUGACCAUGUUGUUUCAAUUGCUAUAGGCCUAACAAACUUUGGCCAUUUAGGUGGGACAUUAUAAAGUGAGACUUAACUGUUUGGUCCACCCAAUGGCCAAUAAUGAAAGUAAAAUUAAUUAAUGCACACACAUUUGAGCUCAAUUAAAGCAGUCUGCCCAUUUUGGGCUGCGGCAGUUGUCAGAGACUUGUGCAAUAAAGAGAAGAGAGUGUUCAGGA